Messenger RNA from Phaeodactylum tricornutum CCAP 1055/1, 1629 nucleotides. RefSeq lists its product with no specific name. Gene Ontology annotation, biological process: fatty acid beta-oxidation using acyl-CoA dehydrogenase; fatty-acyl-CoA biosynthetic process. Gene Ontology annotation, molecular function: flavin adenine dinucleotide binding; glutaryl-CoA dehydrogenase activity; fatty-acyl-CoA binding. The record is from RefSeq and is a predicted model, not a curated record. The transcript has a single exon. Lineage: Eukaryota; Bacillariophyta; Bacillariophyceae; Surirellales; Neidiaceae. The coding region runs from base 113 to 1525 and encodes 470 amino acids.
UUGAUCCAAACCGCCAGUGGUCUAUUUCAUCAAUCAUCCACGUGCAUCCACCAGACUUGGUUGGUAGCGUGUUUCCUUUUCGGAACAGGGCAAUAAACGAGGAGCGCGUCCAAUGUUGCGCGGUUUACAAAGAGCGGCUUCGGUGACGGCGAGGAACGCUUGGGCGAACCAUUGUCGUCCGAGCAGUACUCGUGUUGCCUACCCCAAGCACCCUUCCCGAUGCUGUUGUAGUCGUUGGGCGUCAUCCUUGCUGAAUAACGGUAUGGAUGAAAUGGAAAACGACAGCACCUUGGCUGCUCCUCCCGUACACAACGCGUUUGGCGAUAAAAGCACGUCGUUUGAUUGGCAAGAUCCUCUGCAACUCUAUCCUCUCCAAUUAUCGGACGAAGAGCACGCUGUGCAACAAGCGACGGCAGACUUUUGUCAGCACGAGUUACUGCCAGGCAUUGUACAGGCCAAUCGCCACGAACACGUGUUGGACCACGAGAUGAUGCGGCGUAUGGGUGCGGUGGGGAUGCUGGGAUCGACGCUGCCGAGCGCGUACGGCGGUGCCGGCCUGGGGUACGUUUCGUACGGUUUGAUUGCGACGGAAGUGGAGCGUGUCGACUCGGCCUAUCGUUCCGCCAUGUCCGUCCAAUCCUCCCUCGUCAUGUAUCCCAUCUACGCGUACGGCAACGAACGUAUGAAACGAACCUAUCUGCCGGAAUUGGCCAAGGGCAAUUUGAUUGGUUGUUUUGGCCUGACCGAGCCCAAUCACGGUUCAGAUCCGAGCUUGAUGGAAACACGCUCGCGCCGGGACGGCAACGAGGUUGUGUUGAACGGGAGCAAGAACUGGAUUACGAAUUCCCCCAAGGCGGACGUCUUCAUUGUGUGGGCUCGGAACGAGGCGGGAACUAUCAAGGGGUAUUUGGUGGACCGGGGUACACCGGGUUUGGAAACACCGUCCAUCGAAGGCAAGUUUUCGUUACGGGCGUCCGCGACGGGCUAUAUUUUUCUAGACGACGUUCGCGUGCCACUGGAGAACGAAUUAUCCGUGGCGGGCUUGAAGGGACCGUUUUCUUGUUUGAACCACGCCCGGUACGGGAUUGCCUGGGGCGUACUGGGGGCCGCCGAAGCUUGUUUCCACCAAGCCCGGUCCUACACGCUGGAACGCGCCCAGUUCGGUGCCCCCUUGGCGGCGAAUCAGCUGGUACAAAAGAAACUGGCCGAUAUGCUGACGGAGAUUGCGCUGGGCCGCGCUGGGUGUCUCCAAGUCGGUCGAUUGAUGGAAAGCGGUCGGGCGCAACCGGAAAUGAUAUCGUUACUGAAACGGAACAAUUGCGGCAAGGCGUUGGAUAUUGCCCGGGUGGCCCGGGACAUGCUGGGCGGCAACGGCGUGUCGGACGAGUACCACGUGAUUCGGCACGUUCUGAAUCUGGAAGCCGUCAACACGUACGAAGGAACGCACGAUAUUCACGCACUGAUUUUAGGACGGGCCGUGACCGGGAUUCCAGCGUUUGCGCCACCGGCGACGGCGACUCCGUAGAAUGGGGACCAUGCAAAGGGGGGCGUGAUGCGAUAUGGUGUCUUUUUGAUGCGAACUAUGUCGUGGUCACGUACUGUAACCAAUAGUUUUUCGUUGUACACGUU